This is a messenger RNA of Blepharisma stoltei, 4333 nucleotides long. The record is from the annotation of a GenBank genome assembly. NCBI's taxonomy places the organism in Eukaryota, Ciliophora, Heterotrichea, Heterotrichida, Blepharismidae.
AUGGCUGAUGAUAGAAGCAUAAACCCAAAAAUCCCAUUAAUCAAUGACAGCAACAAGAGACAUUCUCAUGGAUUUAUGUCAAUUCUGUCUCUCUUGGUUAAUUACUUACAAUCCGAUAUGGCCAAAAGGCCAAGGUCUUUUCGUAUUGGAGUCUGCUCAGUCUUCAUUGUUGUUACUUUUUUAAGGUAAGCCUCAUUUAGCCUUCUCCUAAGUUUGAUUUUGAUAGGGACAGUUAUUUAUCUCAAAGUAGCUGAAAAUGAAGUCGGAGAAGCUGACAUCAUUUUGAUACCGACACCUGCUGCUAAUGACACCCGUACCUUAAAUACAACGAAUGUAGAUUCUAAUAACCUGCAGAAUUCUUAUAGACUUAUCAAUUAUAGAGAGAUGGAGCCUUAUUUGGAACAAGUUGAUACCUUGUCUGGGUAUGCUCCUAGAUGGACUCUGAAAGCUGAAGUGUACAAUCCCGAUGAUCCUGAAGAAGCUAAAUUCAAUACAAGUAGCUAUACUUUUUGGCUUAUUUUUGGCUUUAUUAUAUAAUAAUCUCCAUAUAUUUUUAUUAAAUUUACCAUAUUAUACAUCAUUAUUGCUGUAAAAUCCAUUUAGGACACAAAGCUAGAAAGAGAUAUUGGCCUUGGCCGAAGUUUUAGUAAAGUCGUUCUUGGUUAUGGAGAAGCUUUUGCAACGUCUUCAAUUUUGACUGUCUUAGGUAUAACUGCGUCUCAAGGUCAAAGGCUAAUUAUCCACUUUGACUUCCUCAGUUCCUUAGCUGACGCAGGGAUUAUUUCUGACAAUUCGACAAGAGCUGACAUAGCUACUCAGCUUUUGGAGAGUUUUGGUCUUCUUAAUAAUACUGACACGAAUUAUACGAUAAAUCCUAACGACGUCUUAGGAAAUACAAACCCUGACUUAAAUGUAACGGGUCUUCCCAAUAUUACCGUUUCGUCCAAUACUACAAAUCAGAUCCUUAUAGAUGCGGUAGCUAAUUUAACUGUAAUUGAUAUCCCAUUUACAGUGGUAGAAUCUAUAGAAAGCCCUGACUUCCCCCCCUUUAAAUUGGAACUAAAAAUUUUGUUCCAAUUUAGGUUAAUUUUUUUUUUUAAAAAAAAUAUCAAUAUAAAAUUUUUUUAUAAAAUAUAUAAAAAUUAAAACAAAAAAUUUAAAAAACUUAUCGAAUUAGAUUAAUAAAUUUGUUUAAUAAAAUGCUAUUUACUCUUUAUGCUUUAAAACAAAGCAAGAUAUAACUAAAUUUUCAUUAUUAGUUAAUACGCCACUAUUAAUUGGUAUCAAAAUUAUCUACAUAAAAAUUAUUAUUUUUAUUGAUAAAAAAAAAUUAAAAAAAAAAAAUUUAGAAAAAUUUAUCGAUCAAAGCGCUAAUUUUGUUUAAAUAAGAUGUUAUUUAUACUCUAUUCUUUAAAAUAAAGCAAGAAAUAAGUAAAUUUUGAAAUUUUUUAUAAGAAUUCCUAUUGAAUUUAUAUCAAAACUAUCCAAAUAAAAAAUAUCGUUUUUAUCAAAAAAAACACAAAAUUGUUUUGAAAAUUUUUAAAAAAACAAAUUAAUUUUUUUUUAAAAUUUAGCAAUUGAGGAUAAUAAAUUUAUUUAAAUAGAUGCUCUUUAUACUUUUUUCUUUAAAAAAGAGCAAGAUAUAACUAAAUUUUUAAUUUUAGUUAAGAAGAAACAUUUAACUUAUAUCAAAACUUUUUAGAUAAAAAAGUAUUAUAAUGUUUUAUUAUAAAAUUAAAUUUUGUUCCAAUUUAAAGGGGGUUUAAUUUACCCAAAAAAGUGGAAAUUUUACCGAUAUUUUGUUUCCAAUUUAAAGGGGGGGAGUGAAGGAAAAUGGACUGCAGCCCUUGGAAAUGUAGUUUUGGUAGACGCAAAAUACAUAAAAGACGAAAUAGUUUCAACAGUCAAAGGAGCUUUGACACAGUCUCUUAGCGUCCUAAAUAACCAAACAACUGUAGAUAACUUAAUCAACAGCUUAGAAAGCAUUGACAUUUUCGAAUACACGCUAUAUGUCAAUAUAAUAGUAAAGGACAGAAUAGAUAUAUAUACAAAUGACGUAAACCAUAUGAAAAUCAGCUUUACCCAUAUAACGAACCAGAUUUAUAAUAAGCUUGGAUAUGGGCAUCCUACAGAGCCACAGCUGCUUUUGGCCCAGAAUAUGGAAGGGAUCCAGAUCAUGAAGGCGUUUCUUGACAAUGUCUUUAUGUCAGUCAUUGUGUUUUUGGUUAUUUUGUCAUUUAUUUUGAUAUAUUCGCUGAUGCUGGGAAAUGUGGAGGAAAAAACUUAUGAGUAUGGGAUGCUGAGGAGUCUUGGAAUGAAAUAUAAAACAUUGACGGAGUACUUACUCUUGCAGUGUUCAAGCUUUUCAUUUCCUGGACUUGUUAUGGGACUGUUUUUAAGCUUCUUGUUGAACAUUUUGGGAGCUUAUGCUAUUGGCAGAUAUACUGCGCUUAAUGUAAGUAUCAUUCUACAUCCUUAUGCGUGGAUGACUGGGAUUUUAAUAGGGACACUUUUGCCGUUGUUUUCUGUGUAUGUUCCGAUCAAAAGAGCUUUAUCAGCAACACUAAGGGAUUCUCUUGACUUGUAUCAUCAUGUAAUCACAUCUCUUACUGUUACAAUUUUAAAGCUCGAAAAAAUGGGGCUUUCCCCACCAUUAUUGGCUGUUUCUUUUGUAUUAAUUUUUAUGGGUUUUUUAACCUAUUAUUUAGUUCCAUACGCAUUCUUGAUGCAGAAAUACGAAGUUUUCCUAUUUUUAUUAAAUAUCAUCUUGCUGUUUAUGAUAGUUGGCCUUACAUUCCUAGUCCAUUUACUCCAGCCCUAUCUUGAGCAGCUUAACGCUACCAUUGUUUUAUAUUUAUCAUAUUACGAUCGAAGGUUAGGACCACUUGUCAAGAAAAACUUAGUCGGUCAUUCUUCUAGAAACUGGAAAAGUUCCCUUAUGGUCAGCAUGUCCUUAAGCUUUAUCAUAUUCGCCGGUGUCUCAUUCAACUUAGAAGGCUCAAUCACCACAAAACUAUUAUACAAUUCAUUUGGCGGCGAUUUAUACAUAUACCAGCCUACAAGUAAAGAUACAGGCCUCGCUGAAGGUGAUAUAAGAAAUUGGCUUGACAAUAUAUACGGAAAAAAUCACAGUGACAAUAUCAAAGGCUAUACAUUUGCCAGUGGGCCUUUAGAUAAUUUGCCUGAUAUCGGCUCUACAGCUAUUUCCAAUAUUUGUGGCGACCCUUCACAGUCUACUAAUAUUAUAGGUGUUGAGGAGCAUUAUUUAGACGCUAUUUAUACAGAAUAUUAUAUUCCAACAGAAAAAGACAGCGACGUAGAUUUCCCUGAUAUUUCAGAAAACCAGCCAGAUUUAAUAUAUGGUCUAUAUACAGAUGAAGGCCUUGUCUCAUAUAACGGUGACUGGGAUUAUUAUGGAAUUACUUCAGAAAAGCUGCAUACAACCUAUAAAGAGCCUAGCUCAAAUCUCCCAAUAAAAGCUGUAAUUGCUGAAGGUAUGAGAGACCCAAUGUCAAUGAAUACUGACACCGCAAUCCGCUUCAAAGUCACCAAUCAUGACACAGACGUCGACAGUCUUUUCAGAGGCAGAGUCAGAGGAAUGGCCACAAAAAUCCCUGGGUUUUAUUUUUCUUCAUACUCCUAUAUAGCCUACUCCUCCACCACUUUUGUGUCUAUGGACGACUACAAAACAAUGGUAGAUGCUGUAUAUAAUGGAAAUUGGCCUAGUGUUUUGACGGCAGGUCAACCUGAAGGCACAACUUUAAAUAUCCCGAAAUACUAUUUAAUUGUGAAGCUCAAGUCUGGAUUAGUAAAAGCUGACCGAGAUGUAGUAGCCAAUGGGAUCAGGACGUUCUUUACAAAUGAUGAAACCACCCUGAUAAAUGUAGGAGAUUUGGUUGAGGUCGCUAAUCAGACUGUUAUGAUAAUGCAAGCAUUUUUUAUUGUCACAGGAAUUGUGGCACUUGUCCUGGCGUUUUUCUUGCUAUGGACGAAUUUUUCUGCAAAUGUGAGAGAAAACUCGUGGGAGUAUGGGGUGCUAAGGUCGCUAGGACUGACUGGAAAAGAAUGCACGAGGCUUUAUAUAUAUGAGUCAACUCUGCUUACUUUUAGUGCUGUUGUGUUAGGGACAACAGUUGGGAUAUCAAUUGCAGUGCUUUUGUCAGCGCAGUUUAAUUUGUUCACUGAGAUGCCGCUUGAUAUUGAGUUUCCGUUUGCUAUGUUUUUCAUUAUGGUGUUUAUAGCGCUUCUUGCAGCUGUUGGUGGAAGCUAUUAUCCUGCCAAAGAUAUAGAAAAGUUUGAAAUUUCUAGGAUAGUAAGAGGAAUCAAUUUAUAA